Molecule: messenger RNA, 3654 nt
Organism: Pocillopora damicornis (cauliflower coral)
Lineage: Eukaryota; Metazoa; Cnidaria; Anthozoa; Scleractinia; Pocilloporidae
Product: protein Hook homolog 3
Biological process (GO): cytoskeleton-dependent intracellular transport; cytoplasmic microtubule organization
Cellular component (GO): centrosome; cytoplasm
Molecular function (GO): dynein light intermediate chain binding; microtubule binding
Source: RefSeq, a predicted model, not a curated record
CUCACCAUGGAUAUCUCAGGGUUUCCAAUGCCUGAUGUCAAUGCCAUAGUUGAGAGUCAGGAAAUCUCUGACCUUGGCAGACUAUUACAGUUGGUUCUUGGCUGUGCUGUUAACUGUGAAGACAAGCAAGAAUAUAUUCAAGUUAUUAUGUCUAUGGAAGAGUCUGUACAGCAUGUGGUCAUGAUGGCAAUACAAGAGCUGAUGACAGGAAAAGAAAGUGGUUUGCCUGGGACAGACAGUGAAAUGUUUAAAGAACUAGAGAUACAGCAUAAGAGAACACUUGAACAGCUUAGUAGUAUGGCAGCUGAAAAAGAGGAACUAUCACAGAGAUGUCAUGAACUGGAUGAACAGUUGUCCUUCAUCAAAGAGCAUGAGGGUAGCUUACAGAUGGAAAAUGAGCGACUUAGAGAGAAGCUGAGUCGGCAAGACACAAGUGGCGACAGAGAUGAUGACAUCAGUUUUUCUACUCAAAGAAUGCAUCAGCUUCAGCAACAAGUGGAACAACUCAAGGAAGAGAAUUUCACCAUGGAAACUUCACGUGAUGAAUUCAAAAUAAAAUAUGAACAGUUGGAACGGGAUGUUCUGAUGUUGAAUGAAAGGAAUGAGCAAUUGCAGAGCUUAGCUGAAGAAUCUCAGAUGCUGAAAGAUGAAAUGGAUGUCUUACGGCAUUCCCAGGAGAAAGUGAUUAAGUAUGAGUCAACAAUAGAACUUUACAAGAAGAAACUAGAGGAGUUGUCAGACAUGAGGAAACAGAUGAAGGCUUUAGAGGAGAAAAAUGUAACAUAUAUGAAAGAAACCAUGAACUUACAAGAGGAUCUUAGAAAAGCCAAUGCAUUAAAAUCUCAAGUUGACACAUACAAGAAACAGGUACAUCAGUUGCAAGUGCAGGUGUCGGAGUUGCAAAGGAGAGCAGACAAGGCAGAGUUUGAGGCAAAAAAGGCAAAAGAGAAGGUUACAAACCUUGAUGGAGAAAAUGAACGUUUAAGACAGGAGAGAAUGAAAUUAAAAGAAGAAAACGAGGAGCUUCAACUUGCUCAAGUAGCAGGUUCUCCAAUGCGUCAUGUAUCUGCUGGGACCCCUUCAAGUGAUGAUUUUGAUCUGGAUGGAUCCAUGUCCCCAGAAGUGAAGGAACGUGUUCUUCGUCUGGAACAUGAAAAUAAGAAGCUUAAAGAGCAGAUGCAGGGCGAGCAAGAAGAACAGAACCAGCUUCUUCAAAGUCUCCUCAAUGAUGCUAAUGAAAGGAAAGAUCAGCUAGAGAAGGAGAACAGAGAAUUGAAUCAGAAGCUUAUGGAGGUAGAAAGCGAACUCGAUGACAUGAAGAAUCAGAAGAAUGCAGGGGAGAUGGAAAAAGAUAGUGAACUUGGCAAGAAAUACACAGAUCAUCUUGACAAACUUAAAGUUGCAAAUGACGAACUGCAGAAAAAGAAAGCAUACAUUGACAGUUUGGAACCAAAAGUGUCUAGUAGUGCGGAGAAAGUGAAUGAAUUGCAGGAACUUUUGAAUAAGAAAGAUCAAGAAAUGAAAGUAAUGGAGGAUCGAUACAAGAAAUACUUGGAGAAAGCCAAGAGUGUGAUAAAAACUCUCGAUCCAAAGCACAGUUCAGGCGCUCAACCUGAGAUUCAAUUGCUAAAAAAUCAAGUUCAAGAAAAGGACAAAAUUAUAGAGCAUUUGGAGCGAGAUCACGAGAAGAUGAAAAUCACGAGAGAAAGAGAAGAGAAACUUAUAGUCAGCGCUUGGUAUGAAAUGGGCAUGCAACUCCAUAGAAAAGCUGCGGAGGAAAGGUUGUCAGGGAACGCAGGGGGAAUGUCUUUCUUAGCUCGACAAAGACAAGCUUCUAGUCGCCGCUCAACGCCAAAUAGAACGCAACAGGCCAACGCUGUCUCAUCUAGGGAUACGUAGCAUCUGCCUGAUAAAUGGAAUUCAUCGCCGUUCCUUUCCCCCUUUAUAAUAUUUAACAAUGAGGAACUAGCGUUCAAUUAUGAAGCACACCGUAAAGGUUCGUUAUCUUAAGAACUGCGGCCAAGAGCAGAUCGAAAAGUCUGGCAAACGCAUGUUUUGCCCGAUCAGUGGCAGUGAAACCUUUAAUUGCUAAUAAGUUAUUGUCUCUGUUUUCCUUAAAUCUCCUCUGAUUAACGCUAUUUUGGAAACGAGGGGUACAAAGCGUAGACAAAAUUUUUAACCCUUUAUUUAGAUAAAUUUAUUGCUUUGAUUUGCUUUUGUGUGCUUUUGUUAAACUUGAGAUAAAUAUUUCCUUCGGGGUACAGAAUUAGAGGUGAUGGUGAAAAAUCGAAUGGUGUAUUUACUCUAACCUUCGUUUAUGACAUCAGUUAUGGGAAGAGUUUGUUUUGAGAGGAACAAAUAUGUAGCAGUGGAAAAUAAUGGCAGCUAUACGAUAUUUAGUACACGGCAUUGUAUUAUAGUCAGUGUUGUAUGUUGUUUUUUUUUUCACGACAAGAAAGUUUUAUCAGCUUAUUCCUUGAAAAUUCAAAAAACCGAAUUGGGAUUUAUGUGUGGAAAGGACUUUCGCGCGGCGCUGACUUAGCGCCGCGUUAAAAAAGACUACUGUAGCUGGAAUUUGGUAAUUUAAUUUGAUUGGUGUUUUUAGGAAUGUAAUCAAACUUGACUUUGAAUAAGAAUAACAAGUCAAAACCCAUCGGUGUUAGAACUUGAAAAAGUUCUAGCAGAUAGUAUUGGUAGAUCCAAUUUGAAAAACAUGCGAAGAAGUUUUGUGACAUAAUUUGUAAAGUCGAUAAUUAUCACAAUAUAAAUUAUUAUGCGUUCUUUCCCUUGAACCGCCGUUUUCGUUCCCUAACACAGGGAAAAACAAGAUUAAACCGAUCUAUAAAAAUAUUACGCUGUACAUGAAAAUGUUCCUUGCAACUCGAUUUCAAUUGACAGGAGUGCACUUGGAUGUCUCCCGUUUUUUUUGUUUUUUUUUUAAUGUUUUCAGAAUCUAUUGAUCUUUCACAUAAGGAUAAUGAUUUGUAUUAGCCAACUUUCAUUAAACCAUAAACGUGGACGUCACGUCGACAGAUUUUUUUUUCUAAAUCAGCGAUCUGGUAAAUGCCACUUUCCUUUUCGAAGUUUAAACACAACAGAAUAUACAAUUGAAACCAGUCUUUGUGGUUUAUCCUAUUGUCUUCAGUGAAUCAAAGGGUGAAGCAUUUUCCGUUUUUUUUUUUGUUUUUUUUUUUGUAAAAAAAGUAAAAAGUAAAAGUUAGGUAAAUUUUUGGUCGCGAGAUGGAAUACUUCUGUUAAAUCGACCGGAAGAUUUAUGUUAUUCAUCAAGAGAGGGGCUUUUCUUUGGGAAAUGUUUGGUGGAAGUGAGUUUGGAGAGGUAAAACAUACCAAAUCGUUUCCACUUAAACCGGAAUAUUUUGUUGUAUUUAUUUGUAGUAAUAAUCGGGGUGAGCCUCUCUUUGUUUUUCAACAGCUAUGUGUCUUAUUUUGUCAAAGAAAGGAACUGUCUUAAAAAGGUAUUAACGAAUGUACGAAGCAUUCAAUUCCUUGUUUAAUGAGUGUAACUAGGAAGUCUUCGAAUGUGUCUAAACUGGUUCUAUACUAACAAGGCGUAGAAAGAUUGUACGACAUUAUUUUUGUAAAUGAGUCAAAUAUCCCCAUAAUAAUAAAGAAAUGAAAAUGUAAUACCCACCA